Annulohypoxylon truncatum is the source of this 1694-nucleotide messenger RNA. RefSeq lists its product as uncharacterized. The record is from RefSeq and is a predicted model, not a curated record. Lineage: Eukaryota; Fungi; Ascomycota; Sordariomycetes; Xylariales; Hypoxylaceae. The coding region runs from base 236 to 1600 and encodes 454 amino acids. The transcript is spliced from 4 exons.
ACAAUUAAAGAUGUUUUAAUAAAAGGAUGAUAACUUAUAAUACUCUCAACAUUGGUUAAAUAUUUAAACUUACGGCCAACUUUAUAUGUAUUAUGCCUCUUGUAUUGAAGUUUGAUCGAACUUUCCUUCCAAUGGUAAUGGUGAUGAGCACCAUUGCGCGCGGAAGCCCUCUUUACCGCCUUACUGAGAGCUGUUGUGAUGACUGGGUGAAGACCAUGGGUAUCACUCAUACAUCAUGCUCAAUAAACCUUUUCAAGAUAUAAGUUUUCAUGGGCGCCAAUGGAUUAUUGUAUAUAUAUACCUACCUCCACAACUCAUAAGGGCAGACUUUCCGGAAUUCCAAAGAGUCCUUGUUCCACGUCGAAGACGUUGGCUGCGGCGCCUAUGGCUGGGGGUACAGCUUCCAUUAGAUCGUCCAUAUCGCCACUCGGGCCCAGGCGUAGAACGCGCCAACGGAACCGACGAACAAAGCAAAAUCUUCACAACUGCAAUAUGGGAGCUUUUCAUGAUACUUAAGGAAUGGGAAAGCAAGGAUCAGACACCAUUCGGCCAAACGUCAUUCACUCUUAUCCUCAGUGCAUGGGUCUCACCAUUUGAUAUUCAAUUCUUGCGUUCAAAUUGCAAUCUAUUGGAUCCCUAUUUGGAACAUAACCACCGGGACGCCAUACAUAAUUGCAAUCAUUGCAGUCCUUUGCAAUGCCGGUGUUACGAAUCGCCGGACAUGUCCACGAUGUACCCAAGCCUCCAGAUGUUUGGUAUAGGCCCCCUCAAGAUUGACUUGAGUCAAAUCAACACAGACCCAUCCUUUCGUUUACCGAAGUUGAACUCCGUCACCGGUUUUACUAUCCCAAGGGAAUUCUACGGAUCGAUUCUCACCGUUAGGCCCAUCGUGCAAAGCUUUCCGAACUUACAACAUAUUAGCCUCGAACAAUGGCGCCGGCCGGAAAGAUAUCACGGCGAUGAAUAUGCUGUUCUUCGCCAAGUCGUAAAAGCUUUACCACCCAGACUUCAAAGUUUCUCGGCUAUUCUAGAUGCAGAUGUGAUGCUAGCGGCAGCUUAUGGUUCGCAGAGAAGACUCGGCGAGGGUGACGUUGCUUUCGCACAUAAGUUACGGAAAGCAAGCUACCAAUUUCGCAACAUCGACGUCUUCUUUUUCAUGGACGCCAAAUAUUUCUUUGCUACUUUCAUGUCGGGCUCCUCAGGAGAAGAGGAUUGGCCGAAUCUAGAAAGCUUCUCCAUGACUUCCAAUCUGCUCAGCUCGCGCUCGCGCGACAGCUACAGCGACUUGCUCCAGGGUGCCGCAAAAGCUGCCUUGCGCAUGCCUAAACUUCGCAUGCUCCAAAUCUGGUUUGGAUACGACGAUGAGCUUUGCAUCUUUUGCUACACAAAAGACCAGGAAGGCCCGCUUAUUGAAUGGAAGCGUACAAGAACUGCGCCUAAAGGCCCAGGUGAGGAGGUCGUAGAGGCUUGGCAGUCGGUUGCGAACAAGACUCGGAAUCAUUCCAUACGCAUCAAACAAGUCAGUAUAACACAUACCAAGGCCCAACACUUGAGGUCCGUUCACCCUGUCAUCUGGGAGCCCGACGGGCUCACACUUUAACCAUUUGCUUUGUAACUGGAGUGGGAGAGUAUACGCUAUACCAGUAUCAUGAUGCGAGCUUAGUAGAUAUGAUUGAUGGCAACAACGUUAUUGC